Gastrolobium bilobum is the source of this 2853-nucleotide messenger RNA. RefSeq names its product pentatricopeptide repeat-containing protein At4g19220, mitochondrial. Gene Ontology annotation, molecular function: RNA binding; protein binding. Bases 1 to 2853 code for a protein of 950 amino acids. The transcript has a single exon. Gene Ontology annotation, biological process: RNA modification. Lineage: Eukaryota; Viridiplantae; Streptophyta; Magnoliopsida; Fabales; Fabaceae. The record is from RefSeq and is a predicted model, not a curated record.
AUGAGAACAUGGGUAGUUUUCCAAUUGCCGCUGAAGCACGUUACAAGACGGGUCUAUCAAAAUUUAGCCUUGAUUCGACCAAGAAGAUCACCAUCAUCCCAUUCAUUUUCUUCGCAGAACUACCAAAAUGGGAACUUCAGCAUUGUUCAGCGACACAGGGUUGCCAUUCUUCCCAAUGCUCCUACCCUGUUGUCACUUUAUUGUCGUCGUUUUUGCACUGGCAUUCAGCUGUUUGAAGAAAUGCUACAAAGGGCUCUACAUGGGAGAGAUAUCCAUUUUGAGCUUGUUGUUGAUUACAUUAGAUUGUCCCUCAAAAGACCUACAAUUGUGACUGCCAUUAUUGCCCAUUGUGCAGCCUUAAAGAUAGGUGUUCUAGCUCAUCUCUCCACAUCAACAUCUCUACUCACUGUUUAUUCUAAGGCUGGAGACUUCACCUCUUCAAGGGAUUUGUUUGAUGAGAUUCACAAUAGAGAUGUGAUUGCUUGGAAUGCUAUUAUUGCAGCUUCUCUUGAAAAUAACAGCUAUUGGACAGCAAUGGACUUCUUUGAGAAAAUGAUCAAGGCCCAAACUGGAUUUGAUUCCACCACUCUAUUGCUUAUGAUAUCAGCUUCAUUACACACGAAAAAUUUUGAUCAAGGACGGGCAAUUCAUUGUUUGAGUAUAAAAUUUGGAAUGCUUGUGGAUAUCAGUUUAGGUAAUGCACUUAUUGACAUGUACGCUAAGUGUGGUGAUCUAAGCUCUUCUGAGUGUCUAUUUGAAGAGAUGGAGUAUAAAGAUGCUGUUUCAUGGAAUUCAAUAAUGAGAGGAAGUCUUUACAAUUGUGAUCCCGAGAAAUCAUUGUAUUACUUCAAAAAGAUGACUCUUUCUGAAGAAAAAGCAGACAAUGUUAGUCUAUCUUGUGCUAUCUCAGCGUCUUCAAGUUUGGGAGAGUUGGCUUUUGGCCAGUCCAUUCACGGGCUGGGAAUCAAGCUAGGUUACAAGGAUAGCUCAUAUGUUUCAGUUGCCAACUCUCUCAUUUCAUUAUAUUCACAAUGUGGGGACAUCGAGGUUGCUGAGAAUGUAUUCAGAGGAAUAGCAUAUAAAGACAUUGUUUCCUGGAAUGCAAUGAUGGAAGGAUUUGCUUCAAACGAAAAGAUUAAUGAAGUAUUUGAUCUUCUGAUUGAAAUGCAAAUAAAAGGGUCUUUCCAACCCGAUAUGGUAACAUUAACUACCAUACUUCCACUUUGUUCAGAACUGAUGCUCUCCAGGGAAGGAAGAACUAUCCAUGGAUUCGCAAUUCGAAGACAGAUGGUAUCUGAUCAUCUUCCUUUGCUGAACAGCCUGAUAGACAUGUAUUCAAAGUGCAACCUUGUGGAUAAAGCCCAGCUUUUGUUCAAUUCUACCACCGAGAGAGACAUAGUCUCAUGGAAUGCAAUGAUAUCUGGCUAUUCCCAGAACAAGUAUUCUAAAGAGGCUCAAAAUUUGUUCAGAGAGCUGCUAUGUUGGGGUCCAAAUUGCAGCUCCUCAACUGUUUUUGCUAUUCUUUCAUCCUGCAGCUCCCUUAAUAGUCUCCACUUUGGAAAAUCAGUUCACUGCUGGCAGUUAAAAUCUGGAUUUUUGAGCCACAUUAUUUUAGUAAAUUUUCUCAUGCAUAUGUAUAUUAAUUGUGGAGACCUGAGAGCCAGUUUCUCAAUUUUGCAUGAAAAUUCUGCUUUAGCGGAUAUGGCUUCAUGGAACACAGUGAUUGUGGGCUGUGUACGAGGUGAUCAUUUUCGAGAGGCUCUUGAGACUUUCAGAUUAAUGAGACAGCAAACUCCUUUCAACUAUGACUCCAUAACCCUUGUAAGUGUCUUGUCAGCCUGUGCAAACCUUGAACUAUUCAGUCAAGGAAAAUCUCUACACGGCCUUGCCCUUAAAGCUCCUUUGGGAUCAGAUACUCGUGUUCAGAACUCGUUAAUUACCAUGUAUGACAGAUGCAGGGACAUCAACAGUGCCAGAGUAGUGUUUAAAUUCUGCUCUAUUCCCAAUAUAUGCUCAUGGAACUGCAUGAUCUCAGCUUUAACUCAUAAUAGAGAAAGUAGAGAAGCAUUGGAACUAUUUAAUCAACUUCAGUUUAAACCAAAUGAGAUCACCAUUGUUGGUGUUCUCUCUGCUUGCACUCAAAUUGGAUUCAUAACACAUGGAAAACAAGUUCAUGCCCACGUGUUCAGGUCUGGAAUUCAAGAUAAUUCUUUCAUAUCAGCAGCUCUUGUAGAUUUGUAUAGCAACUGUGGAAGAUUAGACACUGCUCUUCAAGUAUUCAGACAUUCAGAGGAGAAGUCCGAAUCAGCUUGGAAUUCAAUGAUUUCUGCUUAUGGAUAUCAUGGGAAUGGUGAGAAAGCAAUCAAACUCUUCCAUGAAAUGUGGGAGUCAGGAACCAGGGUGACCAAGAGCACUUUUGUUAGCCUUUUAUCUGCAUGCAGCCAUGCAGGACUCGUGAACAAAGGUCUUUGGUACUAUGAAUGUAUGUUGGAGAAAUAUGGAGUACAACCUGAGAUUGAGCAUCAAGUUUACGUGGUUGACAUGCUUGGCCGAUCAGGAAGACUAGAUGAGGCUUACGAGUUUGCCAAGGGGUUACAAUCCAAAGCAUGCUCAGGUGUAUGGGGAACGCUCUUAAGUGCAUGCAACUAUCAUGGAGAACUCAAGUUGGGGAAACAAAUUGCUGAACGUCUCUUUGAACUUGAACCUCAAAAUGUUGGAUAUUACAUAUCGUUGGCAAAUAUGUAUGUUGCUGCAGGAAGCUGGAAAGAUGCUACCAACUUGAGACAAUUUAUCCAGGACCAAGGAUUGCGAAAAUCCGUAGGUUAUAGUCUUAUUGAUGUUGGUUUUGGAUAA